Molecule: messenger RNA, 2767 nt
Organism: Chara braunii
Lineage: Eukaryota; Viridiplantae; Streptophyta; Charophyceae; Charales; Characeae
Source: the annotation of a GenBank genome assembly
GCAAGUGUCAACGAAAUAACGUGUGCAAGAUUCGACGAGCUCCGUGCUUCGAAUUUGUCCAACUCCUCUCUUUCUCUCUCGGUUUUAAGCGCUUUGGCGCGCUGUCCUGUUUACGAGCCACGUGUAACCAAUUAGUGCAACCCUCUCUUCUCUCUGCUACGUGCCACGUGAACUUGGUGCAACCACGUGAACUUGGUGCAACCACGUGAAAUUGGUGCUGCCACGUGAACUUGGUGCUUCGUGCUUCUUGCUAGGUGAAGUUGGUGCUUCGUGAUACGUGCGUUGAGUGCAAACACGAAUUGGUGCCCCUCUCCCUCUCUCUCCUUACGUGCUUUAUGAGCUUGGUGCGUCGCACCUCGAGAACUUCGACGUGCAUUGGUGCUACUCAGCUUGAGGCUUUGUAAUUCUUGGUUGGAGGCUUCGUCGAAUUGCACGCCUGCGUCGACUGGCUCACUCAACCAGCAUCUAUAAUAAGCCGUUUGGGAGGACGGCGGCGGCGGUGACGGCAGCGGUGGGAAGAAGUCGUCGCCAUAGCUGAUCUCGCACACAGUAUUAAUUAAUAUAAUAAUAAAGAGAUAAUAUAAUAUUAAAGAGAGAGGGAUUCAGCUAUGGCGGUCUCGGUGGUUGAGGAGGUGGAGUCGGCAGGGUGGUUGGAGAGGGCAUUGCAGAGCUCCUCUGCUGUGGUGUGCCAUUUUUGGGCAUCUUGGUGCGAGCCAUGUCAACAGAUCAACAAAGUUUUCGAUGAGCUGGCGUCCAGUCAUCCACACGUCCGCUUUUUUCGUGCAGAUGCCGACAAAUUAGCUGACGUGGCAGACAAGCACCAGGUGUCUGCUGUUCCGUACAUCGUCUUUUUUCAAAAUGGCGCCAUUUCCGACAGAUUGGAAGGCGCCGACGUGCCUAAGAUGGUCGGCAAGGUGGAGGAGUUGUCCAGAUGGCGGGAAACGACCUCGGCGGCGGCGGCGCGGGAAAAAUUGGCGGGAACGGAAUCUGCCGUUGUGGCUAAUGGCGGGACGCCAAAAGCGACAACGACAGCCGACGAAGCAGCAGCGCAAUUAAACAAGAGAUUGGAAGAAUUAGUGAAGUCAAAACCGAUCAUGCUGUUCAUGAAGGGUUCGGCAGCGGAGCCGCGGUGCGGCUUUUCCCGCCAAGUCGUGGAGAUUCUCGAGAAGGAGGAGGUGGCAUUCUCCACCUUUGAUAUUUUGUCAGAUCAGGAGGUCAGAGAAGGGUUGAAAAAGUUUUCAAACUGGCCGACUUAUCCACAACUGUAUCUGGACGGGGAAUUGGUAGGGGGGUGUGAUAUUGUGCGGGAAAUGCACGCGAGCGGCGAACUGAAGGGGUUGUUCGAAGAGAAGGGACUUGUGCAGAAAAAGGAGGAGACGGAGGAGGAGGGAGGAAUUGAAGCGAGACUGAAGAAGCUCAUCAACUCCUCCCCUACCAUGCUGUUCAUGAAGGGUACCGCGUCGGAACCCUUCUGUGGAUUUAGUCGAAGGGUUGUUAAUGUACUUAAUGAGCUUGGAGUCAAGUUCGGCUAUUUCGAUAUCUUCACCGAUGACGAGGUCAGGCAGGGAUUGAAAGAAUUUUCCAAUUGGCCGACUUAUCCCCAACUUUAUCACAAAGGCGAGUUGAUUGGUGGGUGCGAUAUCAUCGAGGAGAUGCACAAGAGUGGAGAACUCAAGGAGUUGUUGUUGUCGUCGUAAAUCGGUUUUGAUUAAUCAAAAUCCAAAUCAAAAUCCCAACUAAUCAAUCCAAAUCAAUCAAUCAAUCAAUCUAAUCAAUCAAUCAAUCAAUGGAUUGAUCGAUAGAGUGAUUAACUGAUGGACUAAAUAGUCAAAUGGAUGUAAUCAAAAUCGAGAAUCACUCGAUCAAUGGAUUGAUCGAUAGAGUGAUUAGUUGAUGGGUUAAUUAAUGGAUUAUGUACGAGAGGUUGGUUGGGAUUGCGACUCCUUUGUAUGUCGAGAUCUCUGCAUUUGAGUUUGGGGGUGGCGUUGUUCCAUUUUACGGCUUCGAAUUUCCUCCUCGACGGGUCCUUUCCCGCCUGAACUCGAGUUGCUUCUGCCCUUGGGGGGGGCAUGUAAUUGACUAUUUUUGGCACUCUUCUCAGUCUCUCUGCCCCUGCGCGUCGGAAAUGCUGCGUCAUCAUCAUCAUCAUCAUCAUCAUCAUCAUCAUCAUCAUCAUUCGCCGUCGGUCAGCAUCGAUGUUUUCCUUCGUUCUUGCAAUUCAUGGAGGAAAGAAAACUGAACUCUGAGUUUGAAGCAAGUCGGUGCAGUCAUUUGGCGGUUAAUCUGGUCGCGUAUGUCGGCUGGAUCCACCCUUCUCAGUCGUCCACAUUACUUCAUGCUCGAAGAGAGAGAGAGAGAGCGAGAGAGAGAUUAUAUUCAGUUCGAUAAUGUUUGUGAGGUAAAUGAUUGGUGAAGAGGAUUUUCACCGCUUUGCUCAGGAUGCAGGGAAAGCCUUUUCUCCUUUUUCUCUCUUUAUCUUCGGUUUUGCCUAAUUAGGAAAGAAAGAAAGGACGUGGCAGGAGAGGCAAGGGCUGGAGGGGACAGAGGCGGAAAAGGUCUGGCCGGGUGAAGAUAUAUAUCUCUGAUCUGUUUCUUGUUGAUGACAACAGGACGCCUGUGCCGGUAGUAGAAGAUGGCAGAUUUCAAUUUUUGCAGUAGUCGGCAGUUGUUACUCCGAUGUCUGAGAAUUUGUUGUCGUUUGCUGUUUCUUGACAAUUUCGAGGAUUUGAUGUGUACUCUCUCGUGCCAAUCAAUCGUGCUUGCGUGU